AUGAAACGAAGUAUCGAGUAUUCGUCCACUUUCUGUAUCUCUAGUCAAUGUCUCAAGUUCAACACGACUGAUACUUCCGUAAACGUUCGGUACACCGCGUCAAAUCCGUAUCACACCCACGCUGUUUACGCCAAUGAUGUCUUCCUCUCUACACUUGGCGAUGACGGCACAACUGGACCCAAAAUAAGUGGAACUAAAUCAGCACCUAAUCGAUAA
Molecule: messenger RNA, 216 nt
Organism: Thelazia callipaeda (thelaziosis nematode)
Lineage: Eukaryota; Metazoa; Nematoda; Chromadorea; Rhabditida; Thelaziidae
Source: the annotation of a GenBank genome assembly